AUGCGCUUUUUACCACCGACGCCGCCGCCGCGCCACCAACCUAUCGAAGACAUGGCCUCCGUCAUCGCGUCGCUGGACUGCAAGACGCCCCCAUUAACACCGUCGACGCCCGGCGCUUUUGCUGGAGACCCCUGCUUCUUCUCGCGAGGGGCGCACACGUUCCGCGUUCCAGCAAAUCUCCACGAGGACAACCGAAAGCGAGCAAUCACCCUACUGAAAGACCACCCUCCUGGGAUCAUUGUCUUGGUGGGCGGCGUCGCGCGCACGCGGAACGACAGUGACCACGAGGAGUUGUUCCGGCAGGAAAGUUACUUCCAGCAUUUGUUUGGGGUCAAGGAACCGGGCUGGGUCGGGUGCUUGGAAAUGCCGUCCGGUACGUGUACGCUUUUCGCGCCCGAGUUACCGAAGUCGUAUGCCGUCUGGCAUGUAUGCGGCGUCUUUGUGACACUCGAACUUGACGCGGUCGCGGCGAUGGCGUGCACGCGAUGUGUUGUCGCCUCGACGCCGUCGUCGCGGCCGUCAGAGAGUCUACGCGUCGCGUGCGAGAGCUGCGACGGCGCCGGUCGCGUCGAUGGCGUCUUCGCGAGACCACGUAUCACACAGGAUGGGCAAGAUCGCGACACGAAGCGAGCUCUCAAAUAGAUACGGCGUGAAAGUGAAGUGGUUGUCGGAGUUACAAGAACAUUGUAGUAAAGCAAAGUGCUACGUACCCAGAGGCCGGAACUCUGAUAGCGGAAAGAGGAUAGAUGAAGCAUUGCCGCUACCCGUGGAGCUACCGACGCUAGUCCAUUCUACCACAAUCCCGAACCACUGCUUCGUCGCGCUAGCCGAAAGUCGAGUCAUCAAGUCAAUAGAUGAAAGGAAAUUGUUGAGGUACGCGUCCUGGGUGUCGAGCAAUGCACAUGCUGAAGUGAUGCGCGAAGCCAAAGCUGGGAUGAUGGAGUACCAGCUCGAAGCUAGAUUUUUGUACCACUGCGCGAGUCAGGGGGGGUGUCGGAGUUGCGCCUAUACCUCUAUUUGUGCGUGCGGUCCCAAUUCAGCAGUAUUACACUACGGCCACGCUGGCGCGCCGAAUGAUCGUCGAUUGGAGACCGGUGACUUAGCACUGUUAGAUAUGGGCGCCGAGUACCACUGCUACUGUUCGGAUUUGACGUGUACGAUGCCCGUGGGGGGUAAAUUUGGACCGGCUCAAAGAAUUGUGUAUGAAGGUGUACUUAGUGCACAGAGGGCGGUGUUUGCGAUGUUGAAACCGGGCGUGUCGUGGACGGACUGCCAUCUCGCCGCGGAAAAUGAAGUGUUGAAGGCACUAGAGUUACUAGGCGUCCUAAAAAAGGGCUGCGUCACGGAGGCGCAACGGGCCUGCGUCGGCGGCGUGUUCCUGCCUUGUGGUCUCGGGCAUUUCAUUGGCCUGGACACGCAUGAUGUGGGCGGCUACUUGCCGGGCCAGCCGGCACGCUCGACGAGACCGGGCCUCGCGAAGUUGCGGACGGCGCGCACGCUGAAGCAAGGCAUGUGUUUGACGGUCGAGCCGGGCUGCUACUUCAUCGACGCUUUGUUAGAUGACGCCUUGAAAGAUCCGUCGCUCUCAAAGUUCCUCAACGCCGAUAGGUUAAGGGGUUUCCGGGGCUUCGGGGGCGUGCGGCUCGAAGAUGUGGUCUGCAUCACAUCAAACGGCUUCGAGAACUUCACGACCUGUCCAAGGACUAUAAAUGAGGUCCAGGCCGUCAUGGCGGGUGGGACCUGGCCGCCGCCGGUCGACGAGGCUCCUGAUUUAGGAAGAAGGUGGGCCCGGUUUGUGAAUGGCGCCUUGGAGGACGUGAGCGUGCCUGGGAUAGUGCUGCCGAAGGGUGCUAGACGUGGCUCCUUCUCGCCGGGCGGGUCGCCGGGUACGCGCCGGGGCAGUGGUUCAUUGAUAGGGCGCGUCAGAGCUAGUAGCGGGUCCUUCUCGGGGCGGGAGGACUACUAAUCAUCAAC
Messenger RNA from Pelagomonas calceolata, 1974 nucleotides. The record is from the annotation of a GenBank genome assembly. NCBI's taxonomy places the organism in Eukaryota, Pelagophyceae, Pelagomonadales, Pelagomonadaceae.